AUGUCGACGUCCCCGUUCACGUCGGCCCACCGACUCUACGUCAAGUCUCUCUACAGGCGCAUGCUCAAGAAUGAACUCGACUGGGUCAUUCGCAGAGACAUCUGGAGGGGUCGCGCCAUGCUCGUCAGAGCCGAGUUCGAGAGAAACCGGAACGUCCAUAACCCCCGUGAGCUGGCCGAGAUCCUCGAGAAGGCUGAGGCAAGCCUGGCCGACAAGCUGCACCCCGACCCUUUCAUCCCACCAAUGAUGCCCGGCGGCACAAAAUGGGAGCGGAACCUCCCGCCCACCAUCGCCCCUCUCUACGACCACGAAUCCGCAGCACACCAUUAAUGUACACUCGUUGUCCAGUUAUUCGCAAAAUAGAAGCUUC
Molecule: messenger RNA, 370 nt
Organism: Coniophora puteana RWD-64-598 SS2
Lineage: Eukaryota; Fungi; Basidiomycota; Agaricomycetes; Boletales; Coniophoraceae
Exons: 5
Coding region: 1-330 (109 amino acids)
Biological process (GO): mitochondrial electron transport, NADH to ubiquinone
Source: RefSeq, a predicted model, not a curated record